GUGACAUGAUAAGGUGCUGUUUGUGUGAUAUUCAUAGCAUUUAGUCGUGAGCAGACUGCGAACUUGGCACAGCCUAUGUAGUUGGCGAUAACAGGUUUAUACAAAAAUUGCGAAUUUUAUUCAAUAUUUGCGUGCUGUCACUUGAGGCAACAUGUUUUAAGCAAACUGUUAGAAUCCGAGUCGGAUGUUCAAGCACAAUAACUUAGAAAGUUGAUGUAAAAUCGACAGACGGCAAGAAAAGACAAUAACGCCACUUAUGUCAUAUGGAUGAAUGAUUAGCUGUGGAUCAAGUUGGAUAAUUGUGGAGUACCUUUGAGGUUUCAUUUCAUGUUUCCCUGCACAGAUGUUGUCGUACUAAAUCCGCACAUGAUAUCAGUAUAAACUGUUCUGAAGAUCUUCGCUGACUACAUGUACUACAGCAAUGGUGAAGGACGAAUGUAAGACCCUUUUAGAUGCCCUUAACAAAGUGUCUGCCUGCUAUAGACACUUGGUCAUCUGUGCUGGUGGGUCAUCAGACUCUCAGAAUUUACGCGAAGAACUGAAGAAAACCAGACAAAAGGCACAGGUCCUGGCAAUUGCUAACAAAGCAAAGCUAACAACUAUUCUAAAAGACAAAACUAUCAGCAAGGAUGAUCGAGCUGAAUUCGAAAGGCUGUGGGUGGUAUUUUCAACAUGCAUGGAGAUUUUGGAGAUCGACAUGAGAAAAGCUCUUGAUCUGGGUCAGAAGUUUCCACUGAACCUACCUACAAAACACCUCAUCCAGACUGGCAUGGUUGGGGGGACAUCUGCUGUGGCUGCCCGUGCCAUGAGUGUACAGAACAUGAAGUACGAAGAGGGCAACGACAUAGACACUGUCGAUCUGAACAACUUGGAGCAAGAUAUCAAUGAAAUCAGAGAAAUAAUGUACGAUAUGGAGAUGAAGGUGAAUGUACUUCAGUGGACUGUGGAAGCGAAACAAGAACUGGCUACUGAACUUAAGUCUGCUGCCAGUGCUGGCAGUUCAUCACUUGGCAUGAUGCCCAUGAACGAGGCUAGAAACAAAAAGCUGUGCGACACCAGUAAAGUCUUUGCUAGCACAAUGUUCACUGCUGUAUUAUUAUUUGCCAUUGUUCUCGCUAUAUGUGUUGUAAAAUUUGCUUAACACUUCAAUGUUGAUAUGUUUUCAUUUGCACAAGGAAACAACUUGAGACAUUUUGGUUUUUAAAAUUUAAGAACUAAGGAUUAAAUUUAUCAGAACUUUGCUAAAGGCAAUUACAUAACUUGCUAGCAUGUUUACAUUUGCAUUUUAAUUUCAUUCAGGAAAAUUGAUACAACCACAUCAGUUAUUCAUCUAUCUAGUGCAUUCUCGAGUUAUGAAUGUGUUAUUUGCGGGUUAAGUAAUGUGUCUUAAGUGUUCACAUAGCUUCUGACUGUGCCUCAGUGGAAUAGCAGAAUCGGUCCAGUAUAUCAACUGAAGUGCAUUCAGGCAAUGUUUCAGUGUUAAUGGCAGUAUUGUGUAGUGAGCUCCUUAAAUUCAUUCUAUGAAGAUGCAGUUAAAAUGUAUUGUACAGUAUUUAUGAUAAAUGUUAAUUUAGAGAAUUUAAAUGCUAGACCUUGAAUACUUUUCUAUUGACAGGUACUGAAUUACUUCUGGUUAGUUGUCAGUUUUUUUUAAUAGAUACAGGACAGGGAGUUAAAAGAGAUUGGAAACUGUCCUGCUGACUCUGACCAUUAUUUGUUUUGAAUUCUCAGCCUGAAGGCAUGUUCUUGGUAGUUAUUUGCCAAAUCAUAGGAAUGUGCUAUAAUCGGCAGUUCAUACUAUCUCCAUACGAAAGUCCUGUGAAUUUUACAAUGAAUAGGGCGAGGCAGUCAAAUCCACCUAUACUAGAAUGGGAAUGAAACUUUGUGCUAAACUGAUCCACAGACUGGCCAUCUGGGCAAGUGAGCUAACUGUACCCCAUUCACCCAUUAUGGUAUAAAUGAAACACCAAUUCACUGCAAGGUCAGAGGUGGUAACUAUAACAAUUGACACAACAAAACUGGAUGUUAAUAGUAAAUGCAGUUUUGCUAUAACAGUUUUCACCUUACUACCCAUCAAUCCAAUAAUAAGUACUGAUUUGCAGUCACAUAGUUAAUAGCUGACUGUGAUCAGCACAGGGAUAAAUGCAUGUCAAAACUCAGCAUUCCUGGGCAAGUUCCUGUUUGUUCAACUCAUUUUGGCCAUUGACUGUUUCCACUAAGAUUUAAGAAUUUUUUUUUAAAACUCUCCCUCAGGAUACUCAGUCCUCCACCUCAAAAGCAGCAGAAGCGCAAUCUGAUUAUCCUUAACCUUCAACUUCCAGAGCUGCAUACAAGUCAAAUAAAGAUCCACAGCCUUCAGCCUCCAGAUAAACAAUCUUGUGUAUGAUGCAACAAAAUGAAUAUGUAUUCUUUUUGCAUAUUUUCAUGUCUAUUUGAACUUUAAUAUUAACCUUGUGCUUGUAUUCUGAACUUGUUUGAUGUUCCAUAAAUAAAAGCUGAACAUUUACAUGA
Messenger RNA from Stegostoma tigrinum, 2511 nucleotides. Its product is annotated as regulator of G-protein signaling 9-binding protein. Bases 422 to 1141 code for a protein of 239 amino acids. Lineage: Eukaryota; Metazoa; Chordata; Chondrichthyes; Orectolobiformes; Stegostomatidae. The record is from RefSeq and is a predicted model, not a curated record. Gene Ontology annotation, biological process: G protein-coupled receptor signaling pathway; detection of light stimulus involved in visual perception. The transcript has a single exon. Gene Ontology annotation, cellular component: neuron projection; photoreceptor outer segment.